Molecule: messenger RNA, 4437 nt
Organism: Pediculus humanus corporis (human body louse)
Lineage: Eukaryota; Metazoa; Arthropoda; Insecta; Psocodea; Pediculidae
Product: Cadherin-23 precursor, putative
Exons: 18
Coding region: 1-4437 (1478 amino acids)
Biological process (GO): calcium-dependent cell-cell adhesion; cell morphogenesis; homophilic cell-cell adhesion
Cellular component (GO): plasma membrane; catenin complex; adherens junction
Molecular function (GO): cadherin binding; calcium ion binding
Source: RefSeq, a predicted model, not a curated record
AUGUCUUCAGAUGUAAAUUCUAAACUUCGUCAUUCCAAAGAUGUUAUAGUUCGAAGUUCUAAUACAUUUCCUUCGGAUGAUAUUUCUUAUAGACCAAAUCAAUUUUUACUCGAGCCAAAACUUACUGUGCAAGACAACCACAAACCUCAAUUUAUAAAUUGUUCAAAAUACCAACCUUCCGUAAAGGAAGAAGAACCUGUUGGAACGUUUGUGUUUCAAGUAAAAGCCAUAGAUAAAGAUCCGAUCGAAAAUGGCGGUAAAAUUAGUUACACGUUUGUUUCGUCUCCUGGAGAGAGACUUAGAUUUACUAUAGAAUCCGACACCGGAAUCAUCCGCACACAAUAUGUUUUUGAUAGAGAUGAACCCACGAGAGAAAAAGAAGUUUAUUUAAAUGUCAGAGCAACUGAUAAUGGACAUCCACAAUUGGACGACGUUUGUUUAAUAAAAGUUACUAUAGAAGAUAUAAAUGAUAAUUCACCUUUCUUCGAUAAAGCUAAUUAUAUGGAGUCAGUACCUCAAGACCUUCAAGUGGGAAAUGAAGUUAUGAGAAUAUCCGCCACUGACAUCGACAAUGGAAAUAAUAGUUUGGUUUAUUAUGAAUUGGAAGCUAAAUUUCGAGAAGACGAAGGCUAUUUUAAAAUAGACAACACCAGUGGAUAUAUAUACUUAAAUAAAAGCAUUAAUAGGGAUCCGAAUUAUAAAUUUAGAAUGAUGGCGAAAGCAACAGAUCGUGGAGACAAACCAUUAAGUGCUAGCAUUGAUUUAGAAAUAACAGUUGUUGAAUCCCAUAAAAAGGCGCCUACUUUUAAAGAAAUUUUAUAUCCGGAUAUUAGUAUCAAUGAAAAUAGUUCAGAUUUUACAACGCCUAUUGUUAUAAUAACAGCCGAGUCCAACAUUCCAGAAGAAAAUGAAUUACUGUUUGAAUUAGUUUCUGGUCGGACGGAGCAAACUAAUAAGGGAAACACUUUCGUUUUAGCUGUUGAGGGCGAACAGGCCCAGAUAAAACUCGGAGGUUAUUUAGAUUACGAAAGUGUCACUGAAUAUAUUUUAACAUUACGUGUUCAAAACAAAUAUAAUCUUGCUUCGGAAACUCAAAUUAUGAUUCACGUAGAAGAUGUUAAUGACAAUAUUCCGGCAUUUACUGAAGUAUUUUCCGGAUCUGUACUGGAAAAAGAACCCGCUGGAACGCCCGUAAUGCAAGUUCGAGCUAUUGAUGCUGAUGGAACAUCUGCUCACAACCAAGUAACUUAUGUUUUGGCGGAUCAUACAAAUUUAUUUUCUAUUGAUCCGAAUACAGGGAAUAUAACGACUCUGGUCGUUUUCGACAGAGAGCAAAAGGAUUUUUAUAAUGUUAAAGUCAUUGCUACCGAUAACUCUCCUUCGGCUUUGUAUUCAACGGGAAAACAUAACAAAGGUGAACAGGUGUUUCGCAUAGAAAUAGCAGAUAAAAAUGACAAUCCUCCCAGGUUUACCCAAAAAAUAUAUAGGGCAACUGGUAUCAGAGAAGACGCCAACAUUUAUUCUUUGGUAGCGCAAGUUAAAGCCGUAGAUAAUGAUACCUCUUCUUCAGUAACGUAUGAAAUAAUCGGAGGAAAUACUUACGAUGCAUUUUUCAUUCAAGAAAAUACCGGAAAAAUCAAGAUAAAAAAUCUUUUGGAUUAUGAAAACAUAACUCGAUAUAAUCUUUCUGUGAGAGCCUUCGAUGGUGCGUAUGCGGACAAUGCUUUUGUAGAAAUCGAAAUCGAAAACGUCAACGACAAUCCCCCCGUUUUUUAUUACUAUCUCAAUAAUAUCACGAUACCUGAGGAAAUGUUGGUCAAAGGUUGCAUCACGAAUAUAACAGCCUAUGAUCCGGAUAUUCCCGAUAGAAAUGCUCCACAGCACAUUGCUUAUUUUGUUGUAAAAGAAGAUCAGAAAAAAUUACUUACCAUCGAUAAAAAUGGGUGUUUAUCUUUGAUAAAGCCUUUGGAUAGAGAUCCUCCCAAUGGGUUUCCUAUAUGGCAAGUGAUAAUAGCAGCCUCUGAUGAAGAUGGAAAUAGUAAAACUAGUCUUCGGGAAAGUACGGAAGUCAUAAUUGUUCUCACGGAUAUAAAUGAUAAUGCGCCGUUCUUGGAUUCAAAGAUAAAUCCAGUGUAUUGGAAAGAAAAUACUCCUCCUGGCACUAUUGCUUCAUUAGCAGCUAAAGAUUUGGACAGUGAAGAAAAUGGUCCACCUUUUACUUUUCGAAUAGAUGUUUCUGCUUCAGAUGAUAUUAAAACUAAAUUUGCCAUAAGUGGCUCUUCAUUGGAAGCCCUUAAAACUUUAGACAGAGAAGAACAAAAACAGUACUUUAUACCAAUAGCAAUUUCCGAUUCUGGAAAUCCUUCACAAACUGGUACAAGUACUGUAACUUUGAUAGUGAGCGAUGAAAACGAUAAUCCAAUGAAGAGAGGAGAGAGUAGAAUUUUCGUUUACAAUUACAGGGGAGAAGCUCCGGACACACCCAUCGGAAGAGUUUACGUAGAAGAUCCAGACGAUUGGGAUCUUCCAGAUAAAACUUUUUCCUGGGCUCAAACCGAGCACCCUAAUUUUCUUUUGAAUGAAGAUACCGGUAUGAUAACUAUGAAAGAAGGCACAAAUAAUGCUACGUUUACAUUAAAUUUUAUAGUCACCGAAGAAUCUAGUUUUGUGACCCGUCAUUCAGUCGAUGCAGUUGUUAAUGUAACUGUUAAAGAAAUUCCUGAAGAAGCGGUGGAUAGUUCUGGUUCUAUUAGGUUCGCGGGUAUAACUGCUGAAGAAUUCGUCACACCUGUGAAUGGUUUUAGUAAAAGGGAUUUGUUACAAAACCGUUUGGCUAAAAUUUUAAAUGUCAGUGUUGAAAAUGUGGACGUAUUUACUGUUCUUCACUCUCAUCACAACGCGAAUCGUUCACUUUUGGAUGUUCGUUUUUCCGCUCAUGGUUCCCCUUAUUAUCAUCCUGAAAAAUUGAAUUUUAUGGCGUCGAAAUUUCAGGAACAGUUGGAAAACGAAUUAAAUCUUGAUAUUGUGAUGAUAAACAUUGAUGAAUGCCUUUAUGAAAAAACUUCUUGCGAAACAUCUUGCGUCAAUUUUUUGAAUAAAAGCAAAAUCCCUCAUGCUGUUUACACCAACACGAGCUCAUUUGUUGGCAUCGGAGCCGUUGUUGAUCCUCUUUGCACUUGUGUUAUUUUAGAGCGUUUAAUAUGUCUUAAUGGUGGUACUCCAUUGGAAAAUAGUUGCGUUUGCCCCGAAGGUUUUGAAGGGCCCCGGUGUGAGCUUAUUAAUAUUGGAUUUUACGGAAAUGGAUGGGCUCUUUACCCACCUUUUGAUGCUUGUGAAGAAUCGAAAUUGUCUCUAGAUAUUAGACCAGAAAGAGGGGAUGGACUUGUAUUUUAUAUAGGUCCCUUAAAAAAAUCAAACACUUUGGGAGUUCAAGAUUUUAUGGCACUUGAAAUUCAAAAUGGAUAUCCUCGACUUCUUGUCGAUUAUGGUUCUGGCACCGUUCAAGCCAAUCACACAGAAAUAAAAUUAACUGAUGGAGCUUUGCAUCAUAUUGAUAUUAUAUGGACAAACGUCAGUAUUGAACUACAAGUGGAUAAUUGUCGAAAAUCUUCAUGUUUAAGUCUGACUGCACCAUUAGGAAAAAAUGAAUAUUUAAAUGUGAACGGACCCCUUCAACUAGGAGGGUCUGCCGUAGUUUUAAACGAAAUUGCUGAUUCAAUGAAUUGGAAUUUUAAACCCAUGUCUACGGGUUUUGCCGGUUGUAUUAGUAAUCUUACAUUUAACGGAAAGACUUAUAAUUUAGGAAUGCCUGGACUAUCGAAAAAUGUAGAUAUAGGUUGUAGCAAAGGAUUAGCAACUGCUUAUUCAUUUGGAAUCGAUACAAAUUUUAUAGUUGCCAUUCUUGUAUGCAUAGCUAUAUUACUACUAUUAUUAUUGGCUGUUGUGGUACAAAGAAGAAAAACGGAUGAUUUAUACAAAGAUGCUGACGACAUAAGAGAAAACAUAAUUAAUUAUGAAGACGAAGGUGGUGGUGAAGGUGACAUGACCGGCUACGAUCUCAACGUAUUACGUCUAAUGUACGACAACGACGGCCAACAAAUCACCGAAAAGACUCCUAUAAAAGACUGUUUGCAGGGAAAAGGUCUUAAUGAAGUUCCUGAUAUAUGUGGAUUUUUGGAUGGUAAGAAAAAAUCUGUCGAUAACGAUCCGGAAACGAAUCCGUUCGACGAUGUUCGCCAUUACAUGUAUGAAGGAGACGGGAACAGCAUAGGAUCAUUAUCCUCUCUGGCUUCUUGCACAGACGAAGAGGAUUUGGAUUUUGAUUAUUUGUCAAAUUUCGGUCCGAGGUUCCGUAAACUUGCUGACAUGUACGGUGAGCAACCGAGUGACAACGAAAGUGAUCAUUACACAGGACCAGCAUCCGAAUCGUGGUGUUGA